AGAAUCCUGGGGUGAAAGAGUUUGGUUGGGUGGAAGCUCCAGAUGGGCUCUUACAGCCCUGAUGAGCUUUAGCUGGUUAUUUUAACUGUCAAUGUGGAAAGUGUGGACCCACGCAAGCUACUGGAUCACUGGGAGAUUUUUGAAAGCUCGGGGAACAAAUUUCCUGUCUGACCCAGCGGGAGAUCAUAAAACGUCUGAAGGAUCCAUGGUGGAAUCAGAUCUGGGCUUCUAGGUGAAACCAGGAUGUCGACGCUGCCUUCAGACACCAGCCCUGAAGAUGCCAACAAUCACAGCUUCUGGAUGCCUGGGAACUAUCAGCGCACUGUGAAGCGAACAGAAGAUGCGUUCCAGGCCUGCAAUGACAUCGUGGUGUGUUUCCAAGAGAGAGCUCGGGUGGAGAGACAGUACGCCCAGCAGCUCAGUGAAUGGAGCAACAAGUGGAAGCCAGUAGUGGACUCCAGUCCUCUCUAUGGAUCCCUUAUGAAGGCCUGGCAGUGUUUCCUGUCCUCCGCUGACCGGCUAGCCUCCCUACACGCCUCCAUUUGUCGCUCUCUGGUGGCGGAGGACGGAGACAAGGUCCGGACCUGGCAGAAGGACACCUUCCACAAGAAGUUAUUCGGAGGCUUCAAGGAGUCUCAGGACACUGAUACAGGAUUUGCUCGUGCUCAGAAGCCGUGGGCCAAACGACUUAAAAAGCUGGACACCGCCAGGAGGGCGUACCACAAGGUGAGCCGUAAGGAGCAGAUAGCCAGAGAGCGAGAGACACACGCUCAGGGGAACCCGGAUGUGGCCAUUGACAAACAGAAGAAGAUCCAGGAGGAGAGAGAGUUGGCUCAGCAGGAUGCUGACAAGGUACGCGUACGCUACGAGAAAGUCCUGGAGGAGGUGAACCGCUACGCCCCCCGUUACAUGGAGGAGAUGGAAUCCGUCUUCGACCAGUCGCAGGAAGAGGAGCGGAAGAGGAUCGUCUUCCUCAAACAGGCCUUCCUCUCCAUCAACAAACAUCUGGAUAUCACCACCAAUGAGAGUGUGAGAGCCGUGUACAACGAGCUCCACAACACACUGAUGGCCAUCGACGAGCAGGAGGACCUGCGCUGGUGGAAAAACACCUACGGGCCUGGCAUGCCCACCGACUGGCCUCACUUCCAGGAAUGGACACCUGCAAAGAAAGCCAAGAAGGGGAAGAAAGAUGUAGAAAAGAAAGGAACAAAAGAAAAGAGUGUGAUGAUUGGAGGAGUGAGAGUCCGAGCUCUGUAUGAUUAUGUUGGACAGGAGACGGAUGAGCUCUCCUUUAAAGCAGGUGAGGAGUUCUUGAAGAUCGAGGAUGAGGAUGAUCAGGGCUGGUGUCGGGGGAUGAAGGACGACGGGGGGGAGGGGCUUUACCCCGCCAACUACGUGGAGGUGGUGGUGUAGCUCUCGCGUUUCGUCUGAGAAAGAAAGGUCAUGUUGGGUCACGUGGCUCUUGUCACUGUGGAAGUGGCUGCCUGGUUAAAGAACAACACGGAGCAGCUGUUAGCCGAAGAUGUGGUCUGUGACGACGGGGUGGUGGAUAGUUUAGCAUGUCGAGGUUUUUAAAGUGUAAACUCUUGAAGGAUUUUGACAAAUAUUUUAAUAUAUACAGUGUGCAUUCACCCCUUGUAUUGAAGCCAUAUGAUAAGCAAUGCUUUUAAUGUAGAAAAAGAUAAAUAUGCUGGAGUCCAAAGGUACUUUAUAUAUAUAUAUAUGUAUAUAUAUACACAUCUGGUGCUGAAACUGCAUUACAUGAGUGCUAUUUUCUUUGAUUUGUUACAUUUACCUGCACCUCAACACAUUGCUAUUAAGGGCUCACAAAGCCUCACGACAUAUGAAGAAGGUGAUGCUACUACUGUGAUUUAUAAUGAAUCCGAAGCAGCUGUAAGAGUGGAGUCACUCAGAUGUGACACCUGCGUUUCUGGGUUUUUAAAGGAACAGGCUGAAAUGUUGAGGAGGGUGGUUGUAUGUUGUUUCGCCCUAAGUCGAGUCAUUUUCAGACAUGAACUCUGGAUGACGUCCUUACAAUUGGAUCUGGACUUUCUUCAGUUUUCCUUUCACAUAUGAAAGACCCAGCUGGAGAUUGUCCAUUUUGGGGUGGGGCAGAGGCACGAUGUAACGUAUUAAUUCCACUGCAGAGAUCACGUGUUUGUUUACAUCAACACCAGCGUCGGCUCUUUCCACCAAAGCUUUCUUCACAUCUCGGUGUCCGUCUUACACGUCCUUGGCAUCACACUUUUUAAUCCUGAGAAAGACAAUUUUUUCAUAUUUAUUUGAUUGCGUCUGAGUCUCGUUAGAAACGUCAUCACGCUAACUUGAGGCGAGUCCUCCGGAGAAUCAUCUGCUGUGUUCUUACAUUGGCUCAUUAUGCAUAAUUCUUCCUCAGGGGGGCUGGCGGGAGAAACUCUGUAGAAAGUCCAGAGUCUCUGACAUUUGCAUUCUCACAUACAGCCCUCCGAGACUGUCAGAUUCUCUGUAGUUCAGAAAUAUCUGAAAGCAACUGUAGAUAAAAACGAAAUAAAAAAAAAGGAUGUCCAUUUGAUCCCAAGUACAGAGAAUAACUGCAGCCUUGUGUAACGGCAUCAGCACAUUCCAGGAGCUCUCUUUCUUAGUAUAUAGUUUGUAAUGAUCAAUAUUUUACACAUGUUAUAUUACUUUUACAAUUUCAGUGAAUACUUUUAUGUGGAAGGGGUGAAAGAGCCCGAUCCUUGUUGCAAACCCUAAGAAUUAUCACCCAACGCUGCAGCUCCUUUCAGCUCUGUGGAGCUUUAUUGGAUGAUUUGGUUUCCUGCCUUUGGGCUAUUGUUUUGGUUCGCUCCCACUGCUCUCUGGACCUCGUUUUCAUCGGCAGCAAGCAGCCGAUUUCAUCAAGAAAGCUAUAAAAAUGCCCCUGUACACUAUAUUCUCAGCAACAAAAGCCGUCUGGCAAAGUAAGAAACUACCUGGUGAACAAAAAAGGAGCAUUUAGCAGCUUGAGAGCCGAGACGUUUCCCAAGAGAGUGACGAGCAAAACAGGAUUAAAACAAAUAAAUAAACUUACCAUUAUCAGAGAUCCAGGAACAUAACUCCAAAUAAAUAAUCAUGGGGCUCCAUGUCGGUUGGAGGUGUGAACAUACGUUGGCCCCUCAGGGCAGAAAUAUAAUGUUUCAAAUUCAAAACCACAUAUAUAGAUGAACUAUGUGACAGCUCCCAGAAGGGAUGUAACUGCCUCUCAAUCACACCCUGGUGGCUGGUUGCAGUAUAGGUCGUUAAUCCUUUCUCCAUGUUAAUGGAGGAAGGACUGAAAAACAUAAAUAAAAAGGAAAGGAUUUUUAGACCAAUUACUCUAAAAGUCUGGUCACUCUUCUUUAGCAGACGCCAAACAAUUUUAUUUCUGAACAUGUCGGACUGUUCCUUUUUAAGAUGCGUAAAGGGGAACAAAUAGUUUUCCUGUCUGUGUGUAAUAUCUAAUCAUACGUUGCUUUACCAAAAAAUAAAUUCAGGGUUUGCCUUACCCCUGUCCUUAUAGCCUUCUUCUGUAUCCUUGUAUAUGCUGUGCCUGUCAUGUAUAUUCCCCAAGAAUACUUUCUUUUUUGCAAACUGUCUUGUUUUGGAAAUAAAAUUGUUCAACUGUUACACAA
Messenger RNA from Platichthys flesus (European flounder), 3629 nucleotides. Its product is annotated as protein kinase C and casein kinase substrate in neurons protein 3. Gene Ontology annotation, molecular function: phospholipid binding; protein binding. The record is from RefSeq and is a predicted model, not a curated record. Lineage: Eukaryota; Metazoa; Chordata; Actinopteri; Pleuronectiformes; Pleuronectidae. Bases 244 to 1413 code for a protein of 389 amino acids. Gene Ontology annotation, cellular component: endosome; cytoplasm; plasma membrane. The transcript has 10 exons. Gene Ontology annotation, biological process: cytoskeleton organization; plasma membrane tubulation; regulation of endocytosis.